CCACCGGAAAAUCUGCACAAUUUGGCCUUCACCCAUGACUACCCUCAGCAAUGGAAGGCCCAACUCCUGUAUCAGCCCUACUGCACUCAAGUACAAUAGUUGUAGCAGGAAUAUUUCUACUAAUCCGAUUCCACCCCCUAAUAGAACAUAACAAAAUAAUACAAACCAUCACACUAUGCUUAGGAGCAAUUACAACCCUAUUUACAGCAAUUUGUGCUUUAACACAAAAUGACAUCAAAAAAAUUGUUGCUUUCUCCACUUCAAGCCAACUCGGACUAAUAAUUGUAACCAUCGGCAUCAACCAACCCUACCUAGCAUUUCUCCAUAUCUGCACUCACGCAUUCUUCAAAGCCAUACUAUUCAUAUGCUCUGGAUCAAUCAUUCACAGCUUAAAUGAUGAACAAGACAUUCAAAAAAUAGGAGGACUAUUCAAAGCAUUAGCAUUCACCAUCACCUCCCUAGUUGUCGGAAGCCUAGCACUCACAGGAAUACCUUUCCUAACAGGAUUCUAUUCCAAAGACCUAAUCAUCGAGACCGCCAACACGUCGUAUACCAACGCCUGAGGCCUUCUAAUAACCCUCGUUGCCACCUCCAUAACGGCCGCCUACAGCACUCAAAUUAUAUUCUUCACGCUAUUAGGACAACCCCGCUUCAACCCUAUCAUUACAAUCAACGAGAAUAAUCCACUCCUAAUCAAUUCCAUUAAACGUCUCUUAUUCAGGAGUAUCUUUGCAGGAUUCUUAAUCUCCUACAAUAUUACACCCACCACCACCCCACAGAUAACUAUGCCUCAUUAUCUUAAAAUAAUAGCUCUUACCGUAACUAUCCUAGGUUUCAUCCUGGCACUAGAACUUAACCUCAUAAUGCAGAGCCUAAAAUUCAAAUACCCCUCGAGCCUAUUCAAAUUCUCAAACAUGCUGGGUAAUUUCCCCACCAUUAUUCACCGCCUAAUACCCAAAACAAAUCUACUAGUAAGCCAAAAAUCAGCAUCAGCAAUACUAGAUAUAAUUUGACUAGAAAAAAUUUUACCAAAAUCCAUCUCCCACUUCUAAAUAAAAUCUUCAAUUACCAUCUCAAGCCAAAAAGGUCUAAUCAAACUAUAUUUUAUAUCAUUCAUGUUAACCCUGGCCCUCAGCCUACUAGCACUUAAUUUCCACGAGUAACC
Mustela lutreola (European mink) is the source of this 1165-nucleotide messenger RNA. Its product is annotated as NADH-ubiquinone oxidoreductase chain 5-like. The transcript has a single exon. The record is from RefSeq and is a predicted model, not a curated record. Lineage: Eukaryota; Metazoa; Chordata; Mammalia; Carnivora; Mustelidae. Gene Ontology annotation, molecular function: NADH dehydrogenase (ubiquinone) activity. Gene Ontology annotation, biological process: electron transport coupled proton transport; ATP synthesis coupled electron transport.